Zerene cesonia (dogface butterfly) is the source of this 6053-nucleotide messenger RNA. RefSeq names its product dedicator of cytokinesis protein 7 (gene Zir). Bases 140 to 5818 code for a protein of 1892 amino acids. Gene Ontology annotation, molecular function: guanyl-nucleotide exchange factor activity. Lineage: Eukaryota; Metazoa; Arthropoda; Insecta; Lepidoptera; Pieridae. Gene Ontology annotation, biological process: positive regulation of GTPase activity; small GTPase-mediated signal transduction. The record is from RefSeq and is a predicted model, not a curated record. The transcript has 39 exons.
ACGCUUGUUUGAAGCGUCAAACAAAUUUAAUGUUUAUAUCCUGAAAUAAAGUUGUCGAAUAAGAAAUAUUGUUAAAAAAUAUAAAUAAUUUGUGAAUAUAAGCCUGCUAUAUCAUCACAAGCUUUUGCUCCUGUUUUAGAUGACUCUCGGACGUAAAUAUCAAAAUUCUUCCGGGAAUGCUGGGGAGUCUCGUAAGGUCUAUGCUAAUCAGUCGAAGGUUGGGACUCUAUCAGGGUGCUCGUCCUCAAUAUCACUAUCAGACAUGAUUGAACCUCCGGAUUAUGAAGAGGUCUGCGAUCGCCUCAUGGGUGAUCAGGACCCAUUGGCAUACCCAACCAAUGACAUUGAGCUGGUGACAGUUCCUCGCAGAAUACGAACCCUGACCCACAUCUUGCCAGAUGAAGACCUUUCAAAAGCGUCCAUGUUCGUCCGCGACUGCAUCAGCUGUUACACGUCAGACUACACUGUAGUUGAAUAUAAGUAUCGCACGUACUCCGGCUCUGCGUACGGCAGGGAGCGGCUGGCUGAGAGGAUCGAGAGGUUGCUGCAAGCACCGCCGCAGGUGUAUGAGGUGGACGCUGAACAGUCGACGUCCACUGAGGAACUGGCGUUGCAGCAGCUGUCCCUCCAAUUCGAGUCUCAACCGUCCAGCGGCCGCCAAUCCGUGGCCUCCAUAUCAUCAUCAUCAUCGUGCAACGAGACGCUCACACCUCGCGGCUCGUGGGCCAGCCUGGAUCUGCGCAGCUCAUCAUCAGACCCACUGUUACCAGAUCUGUUCGAGAAGAAGCCACAGGAACAGAUAGAUGCUAUUAAUGAGGCAAGACGGCUGGAGAGCAGACAGUCCGAUCUGCUCGGUCUAUACGCGCCGUACCUGGACGAAGAGGAUGCGGUGGAGCGGCGACUGGCCGCGGAGAUGCCGUGCGAGCUGAUGGGUCGCAGGAUCCUUGUCGUGUGCCAUCAGCUCAAGUUGGAACUGGACGUGGAACCGCUCUUCGCGUCCAUGGCGCUCUACGACGCGAAGGAGAAGAAGAAACUGUCGGAGAACUUCUACUUCAACCUGAACUCGGAGUGCACCAGGCAGAUGCUGUCCGCCCACAUCCCGCACGCUGAUCUCUCGACGCUGAGCCGCAGCGCUGUCUUCGACAUACUGAACCCGUCGCCGGAUAUAUUCCUCGUCGUCCGAGUAGAGAAGGUGCUGCAGGGCGACGUAAAUGAGUGCAUUGAGCCGUAUAUCAAGGACGAUAAGAACCGCGAGAAAGUCCGCGCAAGCGCACAAGCGGCGUGCACGCGGCUCGGCAAGUUCCGCAUGCCGCUCGCUUGGAGCGCCGUGUCUUUGCUUAACAUACUAUCCGGGUCUAAUAGCCUGGAACGGGAGUCGGAUAAGGAUAACAAUUCCAAUACUAAUAGCCUGGACCGCAAAGCGUCGUCCAGCAGCCUGGAGCAGCUGCGGCGGCGCGCGGGCGAGGUGGGCGGCUCGCUCACCCGCAAGGGCUCCGUGGAGCGGAGGGCCAACGCGCAGGACCACGACCUGUCCAACACCUUGGACACCUUCAAGCCCAUUGUCAUCACUGUCACCAGCUUUUUUAAACAGGAAACGGAUAAGCUACGCGACGAAGAUUUAUACAAGUUUCUCGCUGAAAUAAAGCGGCCGAGUUCAGCGCCGAAGAAACUGAAAUGCAUCCCUGGAACCUUGAAGAUCGAAGUGUCCCCGUGUCCAGAAGAGAUCAAGAAUGGUUUGACCCCAGAGCUGGCUAAACUGGCUCCAUAUGGAGACGACAACGUCCGUCCCUGCAAGGAGAUCCUCCCGUUCCCCACGGUGGUGCCGGCCCAGCCCCACCACCACUACCGCAGCCUGCUCUACGUGUGCGUGCGCGACAUCAAUCUCGCUGCGUACACGUCACGGACCGGGUCUGCAAGGAACAUCACGGUGAGAGUCCAGCUCAUGUCCGGUGAGGAUCAGUCAGCGGCGUUGCCUAACAUCUUCGGAAGAAGCUCCUGUCCAGAAUUCAGCACUGAGGCCUACACCACAGUAUUGUAUCAUAACAAGAGUCCGUCUCUCUACGACGAGAUCAAGAUCAAGCUGCCAGCUGACCUGGGCGACCAUCACCACCUGCUGUUCACGUUCCUGCACGUCGCGUGCCAGCGGAAGCCGGUCGCGCCGGAACAGGAGAAAAACGUGGAAACACCUGUUGGGUAUACGUGGCUGCCGCUGUGCCGCAACGGCAAGCUGUCGUGCGGCGAGCACGCGCUGCCGCUGAUGGCGGAGGCGCCGCCCGACAACUACUCCUACAUCUUCCCCGACGUGCUGCUGCCCGGCACGCGCUGGAUCGACAACCACCGCCCGCUCUUCGGCGUGGCGCUCGACGCCUGCACCACGGUGCACCCGCAGAACAUGAACGAGUGCGCGACGUGCGACGCGCACGGGCGCAGCGGGCUGCUGAGCACGUACAUCCAGUACCAGUGCCGCGUGCCGCGCCCCGCGCUCUCCGACACCGACGUCGGCCUGCCGCUGCCGCCCUCUGUAAUGACUGACGGUUCGUGCAAAAUCUUGCACGAAGAAAUAGCUCUGCAAUGGGUCGUUGCCAGUGGAGUAACGCGGGACUUGGCUAUGAGUAACUCUUGGACGCUGUUCGAGCUGAUGGUGAAGUCCAUGGUGGAGUACCUGUACUGGAGCGGCGCGCACGAGGCGCCGCGCAAGGCGCGCUUCCCGGAGCACUUCACGGAUGACGUGUCUACACUUGUCACUAAUGUCACUGCUGAGAUUAUUGCCAAAUACGGCAAGAACAGCCGCCUCACGCAGAGCCUCAACAACAGCCUGGCGUUCUUCCUGUUCGACUUGCUCAGCAUCAUGGACCGUGGAUACGUGUUCAAUCUCAUCCGGGGUUACCACAAACAGAUGUCCGCCAAGAUCUCCUCCGUGCCCGAUGCUGUGCCAUUGGUGCAUUAUAAGCUGUCGUUCCUGCGCAUCGUGUGCUCGCACGAGCACUACGUGUCGCUGUGCCUGCCGGCGGGCGGGGGCGCGGGCGGGGGCGCGGGGGCGCGCGCCAGCUCGCCGGCGCCCUCGCUGCGCUCCUCCGCCUCGUCGGACGGCCGCGCCGCCGGCCUGUCCCCCGACUUCCGCUCCAGGCACUACCUCGUGGGGCUGCUGCUGUCCGACCUCACCGCGGCGCUCGAGCUGCAGAGCCCCGUGCUGCAGUGCGCGGCGGUGGGCGCGGUGCUGUCGCUGCUGGCGGCGCACGACGCGGACGCGCGGCUGGCGCCGGCCGCGCUGCGCGCGCGCGUGGCCGCGCUCUACCUGCCGCUGCUGGCCAUCGUGCUGGACGCGCAGCCGCAGCUCUACCGCGGCUUCGACGCCAGCAAGGAAAUAAUUCAACUGGAUGGUGAUCUGGGACAGUUGGGCAGUUUAUAUCCUGCAUCUUCGCCGGAAGGAGAUUUCAAGCAGAACGGGCGGCCGCCGUUCAACAGCGAGACGAGCCGCAACCUGCUGGUGUGCCUGGUGUGGGUGCUGAAGUGGGCCGAGCGCGCCGCGCUCAGCGCCGCCGUGGCCGACCUGCCGCCCGCCCGCCUGCACGCGCUCUUCGCGCUCAUCGACCUCUGCUUCAACAGCCAAGAUUACAAGGGUCGUAAGGAAAUAAUGAAAUGUGCGCAGCAGAACGUCCGCAAAACGACCGAUAUCAAGGCUAAGUUGGAAGACGUCAUAUUGGGACAGGGCUCGGCGAGAUCGGACUUCAUUAUGCGCCGAAAAGGCGGGGCAGGCGGCGCAGGGGCAGGCGGGGCGAGCGGGCGCGCGGGCGGCGCGGGCGGGCGCGAGCGCUGGCGCAAGGAGUGGGUGCGCGGCGGGUCGCGCUCGCGCGCCGCGUCGCCCGCGCGCGCGCAGCCCGCGCUGGCCGCGCAGCUCGCCGCCGAGGUGUCCAUGACCCUGCUGCACGCCGUCGAGACCAUCGUGCAGUCGUGCAGCGGGUCGGACACGGCGCAGGCGGCGUGCAGCGGCGCGCUGGGCGUGGUGCUGCGCGCGCUGCAGCGCAACCAGAGCGCCGCCGUGCUGCACCACAUGUUCGCCACGCUGCGCUCGCUCAUACACAAGCUGGGCUGGUCGUGCUGCUCGGAGGAGUGGGGGCCGGGCGUGUGCCGCGUGCUGCUGCGGCACUGCGGCGCGCCGGCGGGCGGCCCGCGCGCGCACGCCGCCGCCGCGCUCUACGCGCUCAUGCGCCAGCACUACCACCUCGGCAACAAUUUCAGCCGCAUCAAGAUGCAGGUGACGAUGUCUUUGUCCUCACUGGUGGGCACUUCGACCACGUUCAGCGAAGAGUCUCUGCGACGAGCUCUCAAAACGGUGCUGAUGUAUGCGGAGCACGAUCAGGACCUGCAGGACACCGGCUUUCCUGAACAGGUGAAAGACCUAGUGUUCAACCUGCACAUGAUCCUGAGUGACACUGUGAAGAUGAAGGAGUUCCAGGAAGACCCUGAGAUGCUGUUGGACCUCAUGUACCGCAUCGCUCGCGGCUACCAGCACAGCCCUGAUCUCCGUCUCACCUGGCUUAAUAAUAUGGCUCAAAAGCAUAUGGAGCGCUCAAACCACCUGGAAGCUGGCAUGUGCCUGGUGCACGGCGCAGCGCUGGUGGCGGAGCAGCUGCGAGCCGGCGGGCGCGGCGCCGCUCUGCUGGAGAAGGUCACCCACAACGCGCUCGACGAGAGCUGCCCCGACCUGCAGCUGCCGCACCACCACCUCACGUGCCAGGAGCUGCAGGCGUUGUUAGAGCACGCGGCCAGCGAGCUGAUGGCGGCCGGCAUGUACGAGACCGUCAAUGAGGUGUAUAAAGUGCUGAUCCCCAUCGCAGAGGAGAACAGGGACUAUAAGAAGCUCGCCAAUAUUCACAGCAAGCUGAGCGAGGCGUUCAGCCGCGUGGAGCAGCUGCACGGCAAGCGCGUGUUCGGCUCGUACUUCCGCGUGUCGUUCUACGGCGCGCGCUUCGGCGACCUCAGCGGCGAGGAGUUCGUGUACAAGGAGCACGCGCUCACCAAGCUGCCCGAGAUCUUCAGCCGCCUCGAGAACUUCUACGGGCAACGUUUCGGGCCCGAGAACGUGGUGAUCAUAAAGGACUCGAACGUGGUGGACCCGAGCACGCUGGCGGCGGACAAGGCGUACAUACAGAUCACGUACGUGGAGCCGUACUUCGAGCCGCACGAGCUGCGCGCGCGCGUCACGCACUACGAGCGCAACUUUAACAUCAAGCGGUUCAUGUACGCGACGCCGUUCACGGCGGACGGGCGCGCGCACGGCGCGCUGGGCGAGCAGUGCAAGCGCAAGACCAUCCUCACCACCGCGCACCACUUCCCCUACCUCAAGACGCGCAUACAGGUCGUUCAUAGGACUCAAAUAAUCUUGUCUCCCAUCGAGGUUGCCAUUGAAGACAUACAGAAAAAGAUAAGCGAGUUAUCAGCCGCGACGAGUCAAGAACCGGCGGACGCUAAGAUGUUGCAAAUGGUGGUUCAGGGCUGCAUCGGGACCACCGUCAACCAGGGGCCGCUCGAACUGGCGCAGGUAUUCUUGGCUCCAGUAGCCGAGGGCACUCAGCCACCAACUAGACUCACAAACAAAUUGAGGCUGGCCUUCAAGGACUUCUCGAAAAAGUGCCAGGACGCGCUGAAGAAGAACAAGAAUCUGAUAUCGAGCGAGCAGCGCGAGUACCAGCGCGAGCUCGAGCGCAACCUGCAGCGCUUCACCGCGCGCCUCGAGCCGCUCGUCGCGCUGCGCCCGCUCGCCUCGCACGUCGCGCACCUCGCGAACGGAGUAAGCAAUCGGACUUAUCAAGCUUGAAUGAAUGUGUAUAAGAAGAAAUAAACAUGGAAAGGCAACCAACUUAAAUCUACAGGGGUUGCGAUGGUGACAGCUUAUAUACUUAAUGAGACUUGAUAUUUCCUUAUAUCUUUUUAAAGUGAAACUUCUUUAGAAUCGUUGUUGUUGCAAUAGAAAAAACAACAGGUAAGAGACACAAAUACAAAAAUAUAGAAUGAAGCCGGCAAAGAAUGAGACAGAAAUAUACAUACUAUUU